UCUAACAUCGUUACGCUAGACGACCGACUCAAAAUACAUAUAGCAAAUCAAUAGAUAAUCAGCUUACUCUGUUACUGUGUGACAUGUUCUGCUUUUUUGAUCUACUGUGACAAAUACUACCAAAGAGAGACUCUUAUGAGAGAUUCACCCGUAGUUGACAUUAUCGUGUAUGCGAAUCUGCGAUAUUUUGAUGGUUCGUACGCCUUGAUGCCGUAUCUCUACUUUAGAUACGCCCUGAUCCCAAGUUAUAGACUGCAGGACGAUUUCAGCAUGCGUGCAUCAUGCAUACAGACAGACAGGCUUCUUGUACCCUCUCCCUAAUUUCCUCCAGUACGUCGCGGUUUGUUAAUGCACCAUCUGGCACUCGUCCUAGCUGUUAUGUCUAACCUCGGAACUCAGGUACGUUAUAAGCUAAGCGGACGAUGGGCUCUCGUCUGGGGGACUCGAUAGCACCUUAGCAACGUCACAAUGCAAUGAGCAUCCGAUGGGUUUACAUGUUACAGGUUAACACAGUCAACCUGUAUCUUCGCGAAUACUGUGUAUUGAGUGGCUCGUAUGGACAACGUUGUGUAACGUCGAGUGAAACGAGGAAGCGUGACUGUCUAGUGCACCAACGACAUGUGAAAACAGCGAGCGCAGUGCUGCUUAUGGUAGGACGUUCCUGAGAGGCUCGUGCCUCACAAUAGACAAGGUCGUGCUCAACGGUCGCGGUAAAUGACAGUGGUGAUUGUUGAAACUGUGUGUAACAGCAGCCCGUGACAAUACAAUUGAUGACAUACAAAAGUGUGGCAAGUUAUUUAGUAAGAGAUUUAAGCCUUAGAACAACCAACAAUUCUGAUGCGGUGGAAGCUUUUGUAAGGGAUGACUUCCGCCGUUUUGUGCUGUAUCGUCUCUUCGCUAGUUCGCUAUUAAGGUUUCGUCAGUGGACCCGUCGGUGGACAAAUGAAAUGCGAUCUAGUAAUUAUUGGGUAUCUGAAUUUUACUACUUAAUUUUAGUUUGAAAAAAAUUGACAUUGUUUUUGUGUUCUCUUGACAAACGCGACGCUCCAUAGCGGAUUUUAGGACCUUUUAUCAAACAUGUUGAAAAGCUCGCUUGCGCAUUUAUGUCAAACAGCUCACGCCAGAUCGUCUAUUAGACCUUGCAUAGCCUAAUAGAAACAACUGAUUGGGUAAAAUGCAGCCAGGUCGUUCAAUGCACAAGUGCCCGUGUCGGAGCUCCAGUUCAUCAGGAUCUUCAGACAAUGAACUGCUCACAACUUCUUCAGAAUACUCAUUCUCCCGACCUUUCGCCUAUGCUUGUAAUAGUAGGGAUUGUUGGUGUUACUCCAGUCCAGAUAUAGGUGGCGUACCGAGAGCGUCAGUAGAAUCAGCACCCGAAGUUGUUCAAGGAGCGGUCUGGCGACCACCAAACAUUGCAUUAAUCUGUGAAUAUCUUGACAACAUGUGUACCCAAGAGAUGGGAGUUGGAAUCUAUCGGUGCCCGGUGUUCGUGGAGGACCUCGAAAUGACCCCGAUUCGGGGCCCGGACCGCGGGGGCUCGGCCGGAAGCGGCGGAGGAAGUGGCAGAGUUUCGGGAGCAAACGGCCAAACAAGCAGAGCUUUGCCGUCUUCUACAUCGUACAUUCAUCCAGGUUCAAGUGUCCUAUCUACGCAUGCAUCUCAACCAGCAACUCUUAUGUCUACACCCCCUCAGCCUGGACGAUCACAGUGCAAUACACUCACGAGGUCGAAUAAUCCACGGCCCCCAUAUCUAGCUGCCACAGAUUAUGUCUUCUACGUGCGGAGACAGACAGCCGCCUGUCAGGCCGCUCGAAAAAACGCGGACGGAGUUCACGAAGCUUCGAUGGAGGAACUCACAAACUUCACCGACCUUAUGCGGAAGCUUAAGGACGACCUGAAAUCUUCAUACAGCAGUUUUGUAGAGGAGUUUGUGACAGAUCCAAAUGACGGGGUAGCCCUGCUCUUAGACCUGUUGAAGAUCUAUAGACGAGGCAAUCAACAGGAGCACUUGGGGCAUCCUCUAACCCUUCGAAAUAACAAAGAUCGCCAGCAAAUCAUAAAAAAAAAUAUGUCUGAAGAGUUGGAUUGCAUCGAAUGCAUCUUCUACACUCUGCGCUGUAAGAAAUCGUUAAGUAAAUUGAUCGCCCAUGGAGGUGGUAUGACAUCAAUAGCCUCUUCGGUGAUGUCUUCAUGCACCGUCACACGAAAAUUUGCGCUACAGUUGAUGUCACGAGUCAUCGAAGAACACCCCCUGGGGUAUCAAAAAGUAAUGGAUUCUAUCUCAGCUGUGAGAGUGAUCCACGGAGAAACAGUGCGAUUUAAGUUCCUUGUGUCUAUGCUAUUGAACCGAAGUAAAAUGGCAACUGGCUUUGAGUUGGCUGCUCUAUAUUUUUUCAACUGCGUCCAUAUCUACACGCCAUCGGCAUCAGAUAAAGUGCGUAUACAGAAUGAGCUGGAUGAGGUUGGUUUCGAUAUAACAGCCCUAGAAAAGAAUCUAAUUGAAAAAGGCUUCCCAUCCCAAGAUCCCGUCUGGGAGGAAGUGCGUCGCUGGAAAGACAACUUCCUUAACGUUGACCACGCUCUCGCUGAGCGCAAAAAAAUUAAAAGCGAAAACUCUAAGUUACGCACAGAACUUGAGCUACUACGACGCGCCCUGAAGCGGCUCGAGGUGGAUAAAAUCUCGUUAAUGGGAAUCGAAAAGGAGUUGAAGGAACGCUGUAAGGGACUCGAGUUAGAAGUAAAUGCAUUGAAAAAGUCUGUUCCUGUUGCGUCAAAAAGUUCUUCUGCCAAAUCAUCAGAUACAGAAGAUUCGGACCACAGCGACAACACACAAGGAACAAACGAUUCUGGAAGAUCAUCGUUCAAGGAUUAUUCCCACCGAAAAUCGCGAGUUUCUUUAAGGGCAGGCGCUUCCACAUCCUCUAACUCAACGGCCGCUUCUCCCACAGCGCCUUCUCCUGACACGCAGCAAGUCGGGCAUACAACCCAUCAGCGGCAACUUUCGGACAGCGGCGAUGAGGCCAUUGACAUUUUACAGAUUCCGACCAUCCGUCCUCCUGAAGGAUUCACAACGGAUUGCCCUGUAGAUCCCGAACACAAUGUUUCGCAAGAUUCUUCUAAAGCGGCAGUUAUUGGUUACGUUGAGAAGGUAUCCGAAGGCCCCCUGGUGGUAACCGUCGGGAGAGCCAGUACCUCUACCAACGACAGCUGCUUCAAUAAUAAGAUUAGCAUUGGCAGUAACAGCAAUCUAAAGGGUGCAAGCAACGUAUCGAAAGCUACAACGCCCGUGGAGGCAGUGUCAUCUGGUGGUCCGGAACUUCUUGAAUGGAACUAUCCUAUAAUUCCUGAACCGCGGGUCCUCAGUUCAUCUCGGCCUGUCUCAAGAGCCUCACGAGCUCACUCAUCGGCAACGUUUUCAGUGGCCUCGAGCUCAGUCGCUUCCAAUGCGCGUACCAUGUCCAUUAUUAGCAACUGCUGACAUCUUCAUUGCAUUUUUUGUUUAUCCUGCCAUAACCGAGAAGGGACCCCCCAAUCAACGUCAACUUUCAAAGUAGCUCAACUUCGAGUCGCUCACUAGCGGGUUUCACGAUGUUGAGAUGGCAUAUUCUGUACAGCGAGCCCUGUGUAUAGUUUGAGUACGUCUCAUUUUUUUAGAAUGCGCCAACAUCUACAACUAAAUACUAUUAAGUCCGAAGUGCACGAUUCUAGAUACACAUCGUUGUUUGUCUCGCCGGUCGCGACUUGAACGAAAAUACCUUUUAAUGGGUCGUCAUUCCGUUUGGCAUGUGACGUAUUUAUUAUUAUUGAAUGUUAUCGUACCACCCACUAAUAUGCUACUUAUGCUCAACUUGAGCUCUUUACUCUUUCUCACAGGAAACAGAGAGAUUAAAAGUGGAUUCUUACCGAGCAUGGACAUUUGUAUACGUACCCACAUCUCCGAUCCCCUGAGAAUUUGGGUGUCAACAUUUCUGCUAGAAUCCCUGCUGUUUCGGUUCCUACGUGGACAGCGUAGGUCAACAGCGUACCUUGCGCCCGCUAAAGCUGUAUUAUAUAUGCUAAUUAUAAUGACGUUUCGCCGGUAGGUAGAGGAUAGCUAGACUAUCGUAAGACGAGCCUGCUUGAUCAUCGUGUGCUCUCUUUCAUUGGUUGACUGGAUAAAGAGGAAACAGACGCUACCGUGCCCAACGGAUCUGCGCCUCUGCUUGCGUGCGAUUGAAGUGAUUGCGUGCGUGUGCGUGAAGGACCUUUACCACUCACCGCGAUACGGCGGGUCGGUGCGGGUCCGCCUGAGAAGGACACAACGCACAACUAUCUACACAUAAAUGCGUAUUCAUCAAUAUGUUGAAACCAAGAAAGAGGAAAAGGCAGUCAACAAAUGAGGACAAUCGUUCGUAAUCAUGCUCCUGUCCGAGCGUGAAUCAGCAGGACCACCAAAAGG
Messenger RNA from Varroa destructor (honeybee mite), 4438 nucleotides. It is a transcript of the gene mwh, whose product is annotated as multiple wing hairs. Gene Ontology annotation, cellular component: cytosol. Gene Ontology annotation, molecular function: actin filament binding. Gene Ontology annotation, biological process: cortical actin cytoskeleton organization; regulation of cell shape; cell migration. The record is from RefSeq and is a predicted model, not a curated record. Lineage: Eukaryota; Metazoa; Arthropoda; Arachnida; Mesostigmata; Varroidae.